AUGGUGGUGGCUUUAGGUCCCGGAAAGUUUUACGGAAGCGGCCUCCCAAGACCACGGAUCUACACAGACAUCAAGUACAACUCCUACCGAGUCGACCCACCUGUUUCUGUUACAGAUCCUCUAAUGUCGUGGGCAGAAGAAGCUCACUGGUCAAUGGGUGGCUUGAACUUCAAGCGCCAUCGUCUUCAAGGGCGCAUUGAAGGAAACGUCGAGAAGCUUCGGAGCCAGAUCGAGGAGUCAAUCAAGAAGAAGGAGUCCUUAAGCCCUUCGUCGUCGAAGAAAAAACCCAUUUCUAAAUCCUUCGAAAAAUCAGCCAAAAAGAAGCAAAGCGCUGAUUUUGAUCGAAGUCCGUCGCCGCCGCCAGCUCCGUUAGCUAACAAGCGGAAGAGGCGGUUUCUGGGUUUGGUUGAUGAGGAUGAUGAUGAGGGUGAGGAGAACAUGUCAGCUAGGAAGUUUCCGGUGAGGAAGCUUUCUGAUGAGUUUGAUCUCGUUGCGAAUACAAAGAAAAGCCCGGCGAGAAGCUCUAAAGGUGUUGAGCCUGAGAUGCCCACAAUCGCUUCAAGGACUCGUGGUCGGAAAACAGCGACUGAGGAGCCGAUUAAGACACUUUCGAAGGGUAAGAAGAGAUUGAGAAAGGUGGGCGAAGAAAAAAUUGUUGCUUCAUCUUCUUCAAGGAUUUCACCAAGAUCAGUAAAGCGCGUGUAA
This is a messenger RNA of Lactuca virosa, 705 nucleotides long. The record is from the annotation of a GenBank genome assembly. NCBI's taxonomy places the organism in Eukaryota, Viridiplantae, Streptophyta, Magnoliopsida, Asterales, Asteraceae.